UGAAAUCAAAUGCUUGAAUAAAAAUGAAAAUUCCGUUUUGAAAUGAAUCUUGGAGACGAGAGGGAGUUUUGAAAUUGGAUGUACAUCACUGGCUCAGCUGUGUUUGAGUAGAGGUUGCCUGGCUACGAAUCUGAACAACAAACCGCGUGUUAGAAUGUACCGAAGAGCAGCGUGGCCGAGUACGAAACUGCGUAAAAAAAUACGGAGUAUUUGUCACAUUUUGUUGGAGUGUGAGCUUCCGUUUGUUUCGAAAUAAUUAAAAAACCUCGGGCCGUUUUGAUUUCGAUCGAGGAAAAAGGAUGCGGGAAGAACGAUGGGUGGACGGUGAAAAUAAAAAAGGCCUGAUAGAGAGAGAACGAAAAUAAAAAAGAGUCGGAAAUGACACUUCAGAACGGAGAUUCUCAGCGCAAGAGUUCCGUCUACAAUCAGACGGGACAAAAUUACUUCGAACAAUUGUCGUCGUACAAUCGCAUGAACUCUCACUUACGACGGAUUCUGAUGGCUCAGAGUGUCGUCGACGCAAGAAACCAAAAAUACAUCCGCGAGAAACGAUUGAACUCCAGGUCUUCCAGCUGCUCAAAGUCCCUCGACCAAAUUCUUUCACGCAGAGACUUCAUCGAUGGGGUUGCUUACGACACGGAGCAUCAUCCGAUUGACUUGUUGCGGAUGAGAUUGGGCUGUGAGCCGAGUUGCCUCCACAUGGCGAGAAAGCGGAGUUUCGAACAAAGUUACAGAAGUUGUAGCAACAUUCGAUGUCGGGGUGGAUCGCCAAGAACUUCUCGAAGACCGGAAAUUAACUCGGACGUUGUCCGCUGUUCGAGAACGAGCGCUUCCGGCUCGCCGACGAGAUAUCAAAGCUCUUACGGAGCUUCGAGAUCGUCUCUGUUGACCGGAAGAAGAGUCGAUCAACAACCGGAAGUGGAGAGCCGGAGACACAAAAUAAACGACGGGGGUCGAAACGGACAAAGUAAUAGACGCAGCAGAGCCUUCGAAGCCAUCAACGAGACGUACUCGUACGAUUCGAGCUUCGAAUCGUCCUCGGAUACUUCCGGCAUAGAUUCUCCGGUUGCCAAAAACUGCGAGUGCCCCUCGUCACGCCCCAAUUUUGAUAGCAGCCCCGAACGAACCGGAAACGAAGUUGAUCGGGGACUUAACAAAUUUUCUGACAACGCUGAACGCACCGAAGAAGCUAAAUAUGCCAAAUUCCUUUACAAUAUUACCCAGGAAAUUGUUCUCAAUGGCUUGUACACGGACCAGGAACUUCACGGGGUGUUCAAUAAGCAUGUGGAAAUGAAUUGCGGAUGCCUCGACAAGGAGAGGAUGCUGUCAGAAAUAAAUCAACUGAAAACGUCAUUGAACGUCAAAGAGUUCCUGGAGGAUGGUAAAUUUCCGGAGCAUACGAAAAACAACCAGAAAACAAAACGUCCCGAAGACAGCUCGCGCAGAUCGAACCCCUCUCAAGCUGCAAAAAAUGCGAUCUUGCUCGUCGAUACGAGUCCGGAGGUCUUGCUCACUGAACGCGAAGUUCUCGUUACCUUGAUGGAAAUGAAAUUAGACCCGCAACAGGUUCAAACGAUUUGCAGAAGUUUGAGAAACAAAAUCAAAGAAACGAAUGGCGUAGAUUUUCGUGAUGAUAAUACCCAAGUUUUGGAAGAAGAGAGCCCCAAAAUAAUAGAAAAUUGCAAGUGUCAGUGCAGAGGAGAAAACCAGAUUUCCAUUCCCUCUGCUGCCGAAACACGAGGAUCAAAUUUACCAAUAAAGACUGAAGAAUCUCAAACGGAAGCAAAGACAGCGGAAGUCGUGAGUCAAGCUUCGCAGGUCAAAGAGCAAACUAUGGAAAUAACGACAUCGACUUCUGUGGGGGAAUUGCGCAAAGAGACACGGGAUAUAUCAUUGAGUAAUUCAGAAUUGCAAAAACUGGCGGAAGUCUCACAGCAAACGGUGAUAAAAAGCGACGGGACAAGCGCGAAGAGUAAAACGAGCGAUUCUCUGAAACCCGAAGAACCAAAAUCGCGAAAAUCAUCGUUGACCAGCGACGAGGACGAAAAAAUCCAAAACGUCACAAAGACACGAUCGAGAUUGGAGAAAACUUUUUCCGCUGCGAAAAAAUCGGCUGAAUUCGACGGUCAAGUCGAUCAAAAAGAAUCUCAACGCGUUUUCAAAUCGAGUGAAGAUGUUGACAACAAAAUUGGCCAAGUUCGGAAAUCCAGUGAGAGGAAAAGCACGAAUUCGAAAAAAUCUCCGAGCCCUUCCCGAGCCAGAAAAUCGACGAGAGACGAUCGGAAAACGUCCGAUUCAGUAACGAGCAAAAAAAGCGUGGAUUUGGAUAAAUCACGAGGGAAAAUAGAGUCGACUAAAAUUGAAGCUUCCAUUACUGACGAGGAAGCAACGACGACGGAGAUAGCUACAGAAAAAGCGUCACUCGAGCUAAAACACGAAAAAAUCGAGGAAAUAACGGACGACGAAUUAGCAAGUUUGCCCGAAGAUAUUUCCCAGGAAAUGGAUGAAUCGUUGUCGACGAUAGACUCGGAAAAGGCGGAAGUGUCUCGAGCCUCGAAGGCAAAAUCCACCACUGAAAAACCCCGUAUCACGAGGCAUGAAAGUUCCGAGGAAAAAAAAGUGUUGCACGGAAUCGAAGAAUCCGAGGAAGAACCAUCCACGAGCCCCAAACCCGAUCAAAAGGUUCGUGAAAGCUCAAAAAGUGCUAACGACUCGGAAGAUCCCGAAGAUGACGUAAUCGUUGGAAAGGCGAAAAAAAAAUCAAGACAUGACGAGGUCAAGAACGAUAAGAACGAAAAAUUCUCAGCCCCAUCGAGCCCCAAUAAUCGACGGAGCAAAAUAUCGAACGGCAAGGAAACUUCGGCUCCGCAAAAAAUGCUUCGGAAAAGUAACGAUUCUGGGGAUAAAAAAACCGGUACCUAAUUCAAUGAUAUUAAUAAAAUGAAAAUGCAAACUUAACAAUGAGAAAAAGAGUAUGAAGAGUUACUGAAAGCCGUUACGUGCCAUAUUGUGGCUAGAAUAUUAACGAUGAAAAUCGAUUUAGUUUCAUACCACAACAACGAAUGUACAAAGUGUAAAAAAAUUAAAUUCUGUCACAUUUAUUUGUCGAAAUCCAUCAUCUAGUCUGAAAAACUAGAUUGAAAAAAGAAUUUAGUUCGUGCUACCGAUUGUUUUCAAAUUCCUAUUUGAAACAUUUAAACUGGACAAAAAAUUUCACGUUCAAUCUAACAAUGUUCCUUGGGAACAAUCAAUUUUUUUUAUGCCUUUCAAUGAGAAUUCAGUUGCGUUAUGAGGAAAAUUUUUUAUUUUCCUUCCAUUUCGAUGGAGUUUGAAUUAAUUUUUCCCGUGCGACAACUUGAUAAUUGUUGUCAAUUUUUUUAAAUGAGUAAAAUUCAGUGAAUCGAUUAGAAUUUCGAAUGUCAAUUGAGAGAGCUGAAUAUUUGCUCGUUCUAAUCAGUAUUCGUCAGUCGUCUCGAGAAAUUGUGAAAAAAAUUAUUUCCUUUAAAAAUUGCUUUAGGUAUCUCUUGAAAUAUAUUUGUAACGAGUUGAAUUGUGUCCUCGAUGAAAAUUAGAUGUAAGAGCCCGAGACCCUCGAUUGUCGAUAGAAUUUCGAAGCAGAAGAUCAACGAAAAACGAAAGUCCCGAACGAAACGCAUCGCCCGAACGUCAUAGAGCGGUGACCCACAAUUCCAUUUGGCAAAGGAUAGAGCCAGCCUGUAAUCAAGAAGGAUCCUCAUGUAAAAGAAGAAAGAGAGACGAGUCGGUUCGUGGGCAAAGUCAGCGAUGCCGAAAAAUAAAAAAAAUUGAAAGACGACUGAUCCAAAAAUUUCAACAGAUUUCCUGUCGUUGUUUCGCCAAGCAGACCAGAAGGUGCGAUUUUCAAAGGGGCAGUGCUACGAGCCUGGCAAAUGUGAGGGGGUGUGUGCGGGAGCCGAUCGGGUCAAUAUUUUGUGGAUCUUCACUAACGACAGAGUCAGAGAUGUCGAUACAAUAUGACGAGCAGGAAGACUCAGCGACUCAAAAUUUGGAGAAUUUUUUGGCCAGAGACGAGGACGACUCGAAAUUCGAGGCUGUAAGAGAGAGGACUUCAUCGUUUCCAUGGCUGGGGGUGGAGAAAGAAAUGGGAUUGAAGGGACCGGAGGAGAAGCUCGAGGUAAGCGGACCGCGUCGCAACACGAUACAUCGAAGAACGUCGUUGAUUCGAAGCGUUAGAAUCGCGAUGGAGAGUUUGAAAAUCCGUAGAAAAUCGAGCGACGCUUCAUCCCCAGGUUUUCAGGAAAAUCCAGCCGAUGCCGAGGGCACCCCAAACACGACGUUGCUGCUGCCACGAUCUUUCGAAAAUUAUGAACAUCCUGACGAGGAAAAAUUGAAGUUGAAAGAUUCGUCGAAUACCUCGUACACGAGCGUUUCCCCAGUCCGAUUGCAAAGUCCUGGUGAACCAAAGGAUGGAGAGAAAUCAUCGAGGGCUCCAUCGGAUAUGCCUUCGCUGAUGUUGAGAAGCUCACGGAUGUCGAAAAUUCGAGAGCAAUUUUCUAGAACCCCAUCGAUCGGCCCUUCGACAACAGAAAGGAGCCCACGAGGAUCGAGGAAUCGAGAAAAAUCAUCUAAAACUCCAUCGAUCGGUCCUUCGCCAACAGCGCUGAGAGGCCCGCGAGAGUCAAGGAAUCACGAAAAAUUAUCUAGCCUUCCGUCAGUCGAUGCUUCGCCAAUAACGUCGCGAAAUCCGCGAGAGUCGAGAGGUCGUACGAAUUCAUUUAGAACUCCAUCGACCAGUGUUCCUCGAACAACGUCAAAAAGUCCUCGAGAGCCGAAGGACGGAAAGAAGUUAUCUAAAACCCCUUCGUCGGAUGUUCCGAAGACUGCACCUCAAGUGUAUCGUAUUUCCAAUCAAAUGAUUUCCCUGGUUCCACCGGCGAAGAACAGAUGCAGGCCGGACUGUCGCGGACCCUGGUCGAACUGGAAUCACUCGCGGCAAAAUUCUCAAUCGCCGAACCGUCGGGAAGGCCACGCUUCUCGCAGCUCGCAAAGUUUCGAUUCUACGGAAGACAAUCGGAAAAACAUUGAUUAAAUAUAAUGAUGAAUUUUCAACUUGUUCUUUAUUCGCGCAAUUUAAUCCCAAGUUACAUGUAGAACAUAGGACAUUUCAUCAAUUUUUAAUUGUUUUAAACUCCCCCCUCUCCUUCGUUUCUUCUCGAGUACAUUUAUAGGGAAAUUAGCGCGAGUUUUGUGCGUUUCAUCAUCCAACAACGAUAAAAUAUAUCUAGUAUUGUGAAAAAAUAUAAUGCGUCAAUGCACGUCAACAUGUAUAGCCCAUCUUGCAACUGUACAUAAACCAAAUGUACAUGCCAUAUAUAUAUUUACAUAUACACAUACACUUUUGAUACACGAAAUAAAACUCGUGUGUGAGAGCAUGUCAAGCUCUCUUCGUACGUACAGAGAGUCUUUCUACUCUCGUACACGCAUUCCCUUACGCACAUACGUACUCUUGAGUGAGUAAAAAAAAACUUAGAAAUUGCAAAAAAUCAUUUCUACCGCUUCAAAUAAACAAAAAUAUACUGUUUACCGUCUCUGGUUUCCUACGUCAUUUUUAUCAACUAAUUUUAUCUUCAGGAUCAUCGUUCGAGGGCGUAUGUCCUGCUUAGUUUUUUGUUUUCUUGAUUAUACUCGGGAUAUCGAGUCCCUUCCAUCUCGUCGAGUUUUUGCAACACAUUAUGUGUCUCAGACUCGAUUAAAAUCUGAGUUGAAAAGGAGUAAGUAACAAUAUUCCGUUAUCGAGCUAAAAAUCGAUCAAUAAGUGAGAUCAUUCAAAGUUCGAUCUAUCGAAAAUAGUCUAGCAAUAGUUUACAUUUACGUACGCACUAAAUUGAGUACUGUUUCGAGAAAUAUACUUUUUUUUAAAGAAGAAAAAU
Molecule: messenger RNA, 5909 nt
Organism: Venturia canescens
Lineage: Eukaryota; Metazoa; Arthropoda; Insecta; Hymenoptera; Ichneumonidae
Exons: 7
Coding region: 379-2922 (847 amino acids)
Source: RefSeq, a predicted model, not a curated record